AUGUCUGUCGCUGAGCAAAAGGCACAUUACCAGCUUGGAGUUAUUUUAUAAGAAAUUCACUUAGGAGGGCUUCAGAUUCAACCAUAUCAGCCUUGUAUUCAAUUUAAUAAUCACCACAUUUAUAGUCAGCUAAUCUCAUAGACAGAGUUCCACUACUUAAUAGAUCGCUAGAUAAUUGAUUUGAGUCUGAAUAAAAUAUCUGCUCUAGAGGAGAAUUAGAUUGCUGAUUAAUAGAUUGUUGAAUGCACAACACUUUAAAGGUUGCCAAAUUUAAAGCUAUUUACUAUUUUUGGCAAUAAAUUAGGGGAGGAGCAAGAGUCAGAAUAUAGAGUGAGCUAAGAUUUAGCAAAGGCACAUUUAUAGAAUAUGCUUGCCGUUAUGAAGUAGACUUCCUCCAAACUUGAAAAGAUUUUGAUUGAAGGAAACCCUCUUACUACAUAUAUAGACAAGAAAGAUGUUAUUAGAAUUGCUGUUGAAAUAAUUGGUGACUCCCUAUAAGUAGUUGAUAAUUAGAGUGUUUAGUGA
Molecule: messenger RNA, 525 nt
Organism: Stylonychia lemnae
Lineage: Eukaryota; Ciliophora; Spirotrichea; Sporadotrichida; Oxytrichidae
Source: the annotation of a GenBank genome assembly